UCUUCUCUCCUAGCAACCCGCACCCACGCCUUGCAAGCGCAAGCCCGCGCCCUCGACGCCCGCAUGCGCGCCAUGCACUCCCUCUCUCAAGCCAUCGCAGUGCUCCUCCGCGCGGGAUUCGAGCGCAACGCCACGGCUUCUCUGGACAAGCUGCGCGCCGUGCGCGGGCGCGUCCAGCGGACACUCGACCUCCAGGCCUGUCUAGCUGCCUACCACGCCCUGAGGGGCUUGCAGGUCGAUAAGCGCGUUGCCCUGGUGAUGCGGUGGGAUGCUGGGGCUGAGCGGCAUAUGACGGCGGUGGGGGAUGCUGUUGGGUUGCUGUGUGAGGGGCAGGCGGAGGGGAGGGGCGAGGAGGUGGAGGAGGUGGAGGACGAGGAUGAGGACGAGGACGAGUACGAGGAGUACGAUUAUUUCGACGAGAGGAGGCACGAGGAGGAGUGGAUCCAGGAGUUCGAGGACGAGGGGGACGAGUAGGAAGAGGAGGAGGCGGCGGGUGAGAAGAACCUCGUUGCUGGAUUGAUCUCCUAGAUGCGGCACCCGGACGGAGUAGGACUGGGUUAGGUGUGGUCGCCAGCCUGCAAGAAAGAACGGGUGGUUCAUUUACCUGGGUCAUGAUGGCGUUCUGGACAAGCCCGAGCAGUGUGCUAUCCGGAUUUGCACUAGUAGCCAUGGCGGCAAGGGUUAUG
Messenger RNA from Trematosphaeria pertusa, 686 nucleotides. RefSeq lists its product as uncharacterized. The record is from RefSeq and is a predicted model, not a curated record. The coding region runs from base 64 to 474 and encodes 136 amino acids. Lineage: Eukaryota; Fungi; Ascomycota; Dothideomycetes; Pleosporales; Trematosphaeriaceae. The transcript has a single exon.